CCCUGUCGAUCUGUGAUGCAUGGUGGGCGGGCUAGAGGAAAGGAAGGAAGGCAAGCCAAAAAGCUGCCGGAGCGACUGGGUGGAGCUGCUGGCCGCGCUUCCAUCCCGAGGACCCGCGACCCUCAUAUUCCUUGCCCAGACGAAGACCAAGACCAAGACGAAGACAAGGUCCUCGCGAGUCCCGCAGGCGGAGCCAGCAAGAUGCUGUGGAACCACCUCUCCAUCUUCGUCGUUGUGACCGGGAUCGCCUUGGGGCUCCGGACUUCGGAAGAGCCAGUUAGCAAAUCCAAAAUCUGUGCCAAUGUUUUUUGUGGAGCUGGCCGGGAGUGCGCUGUGACAGAAAAGAGUGAGCCAACCUGCCUGUGCAUUGAGAAGUGUAAAACCCACAAGAGGCCAGUGUGUGGCAGCAACGGCAAGACAUACCUGAACCAUUGUGAGCUGCAUCGUGAUGCUUGCCUCACUGGUUCCAAGAUCCAGGUGGACUAUGAUGGCCAUUGUAAAGAGAAGAAGCCUGAGAACUCAGCUGCAAGUCCCGUUGUCUGCUAUCAGACUGACCGUGAUGAACUCCGGCGUCGUGUCAUCCAGUGGCUUGAAGCUGAGAUUAUUCCUGAUGGGUGGUUCUCCAAAGGCAGCAACUACACAGAAAUCUUGGAGAAGUAUUUCAAGAAUUUUGAUGAUGGAGAUUCCCGCCUUGACUCCAAUGAAUUUUUGAAGUUUGUAGAACAAAAUGAAUCAGCUGUCAACAUUACUACUUAUGUGAAUCAAGAGACCAACAAGCUUCUCAGGGGACUCUGCGUAGAUGCCCUCAUUGAGCUCUCUGAUGAAAAUGCUGACUGGAAGCUUAGUUUCAAUGAAUUCCUGAAGUGCCUCAAUCCAGCCUUCAAUCCACCAGAAAAAAAAUGUGCCUUAGAAGACGAAUCAUAUGAAGAUGGAGCAGAGACCCAAGUGAACUGCAACCGCUGUGUCUGUGCUUGUGGAAACUGGGUGUGCACUGCCAUGACCUGUGAAGGUAAGAACCAGCAGGUCCCUUUUCAAGAGCAGCCUGAAGAUAAGCUGACUGAAGAAGAGCUAGCCAGAUACGUUCAGGAGCUGCAGAAGCACCAGGAGACCUCUGAGAAGAUCAAGCAAAUGACUACCAAAGAUAUGUGAGAGGAACACACCAGAAGGCACAGUGUGUUACCUGUCUCACCUGCCAAUCUUCCUUCAAUAUGCAAACAUGUUUAGAAAUUAUUGCUCAGUCACAGAUAUUUACAUUGUGUAGCAAUGGGAGGGAGAUAAAGGAAAAUGGAUUCUUUUGAAAUUUAAAAGAACCUCCCCUCCAAUAUUAUGGCUUCUAUAGCAAGGAUAAGAAGUUGUACUGAUAGAGAUUAAUGAGGACAGCAAAUUACUCCAGUUCUGGAGCUCCUAGAACUCAGGGGAAGCAUCACUGUAAACUAGGAUCAUGGUCUCUUCUGUGGAAGUUGUACUGAUGGUGGAGCCUUGCCCUAUGACUCUCUUGCUGCCUCUUAGGAAUCUCCCUGACAGCCUAAAAUAUUUUUCCAUAAAUAUUACUAUAACUGGAGGAGCUCAAUAAGGAAAAUAAAAUGGCUAAGCAUAUAUUCCAUGGCAUAUCACCUCCUUACACUCCAUUUUGAUAUCUAGCCUUUCUGUCUUCAUCUGUCCUUCACUCAUCCUUUUUUUCCAUAUGGUGUUUCAAUCAGCACUUCAGUUCCUGUAGAAUUCCCCCUAACCCUGCCAUUGAUUAAUGUGCAUAUCAAUGAGAGUCCCUACUAAAUAGAGCAAGCUCUUUAUCCCUGCCAGAAGCCAGAUAACUCCACUGUGAGUUUCAAACUGACCUCAUUUUCUUUCCCCCUCUCUUUGCAAUGGUGCUACAAUAUAUUUUCUUAUCACCUUCUUACACUCUUUUUAAUUAAUGACUUUUAACUGAGCUUUUUGUAUCUUUGAUUUAUAGAUAUUGUUUAUAGCUUCUGGAAAAUGCUGUACUUCUGUGUUCAUGCUUUAUAUUAUAGCUGCAUGUAUCAAGGAAGUAAAAUCAGUGCAGCACCAAGGGGACCAAGAUCGUAUAUGGCUGUUCUAAAUUUGCCGUUUCACCUUUCACUAUAAACAAUGUGGUUCAUGCGUGGAUAGAGCAGAAUAGAGUUUUCAAGAGAGAUGCCCUACAGCUUCCCACAGAAUCAAUCUUGGGGGAUGGGAGAAGGAUGCAGUUCUUGACUUUAUUCAAGAAUUCAUUCAACCCCAUUAAUUAAAUAGAAGGAAACAGUAAUGUUUGUCAAGCAUGAAGUAAGUACUCCCCAUGCUGUUGGGAAGAUAGAUUAACAAGAAAUGUUUCUAUGUAUCUAGUGCUUCAUACUGAGGCACUACUGCUGUCAUUCCCAAAGGGAAAGAUGUACAGCUGAGAUUUGCAGACUUAGAGCUGGUCUGAUGGUUUUUGACAACUAGUCCCUAAGUAGAAAAGGAGAAUGCACAAUGUCAUAAAUGCAUUGCAUGUUUUGGUGCAAAAUCAAUGUGUUUAGGAAUUUUGGCAAUAAAAUCAGGGGAUCCAAUCUCCUCAGUUGUUAUAAUAAACAUCAAAA
Messenger RNA from Python bivittatus (Burmese python), 2573 nucleotides. It is a transcript of the gene FSTL1, whose product is annotated as follistatin like 1. The record is from RefSeq and is a predicted model, not a curated record. Lineage: Eukaryota; Metazoa; Chordata; Lepidosauria; Squamata; Pythonidae. Gene Ontology annotation, biological process: regulation of BMP signaling pathway; cell differentiation; multicellular organism development. Gene Ontology annotation, molecular function: protein binding. Gene Ontology annotation, cellular component: extracellular region.